Molecule: messenger RNA, 4860 nt
Organism: Lottia gigantea (owl limpet)
Lineage: Eukaryota; Metazoa; Mollusca; Gastropoda; Lottiidae
Exons: 28
Coding region: 1-4860 (1619 amino acids)
Biological process (GO): proton transmembrane transport
Cellular component (GO): membrane
Molecular function (GO): sodium:proton antiporter activity
Source: RefSeq, a predicted model, not a curated record
AUGGCACCCGAAUGGCAACUAAACAUGACUGAAGACAAUCAUAGAGACGACGGAGGUGUACAUUAUGAGCACGAUAAAGGUCCCGUGGCUGCUGUGGUGCUUUUUAUAUUUUGUAGUUGUGCAUUGGGAGCUCUUGUACGGCAGGUUGUGGAAAGUAUACCAGUUAAACUACCUUACACAGUUUUGUUAUUGUUGUUAGGUGUAUUGUUUGGUUUAAUAUCUAAAAAUGUACCAUCAGUUCAUGAAUAUGCCAACAUUGUUGAAACAGAUCCCCAUAUUAUUCUCCAUACCUUUCUACCAGUGCUCAUAUUUGAGUCUGCUUUUGCCAUGGAAGUCCACACAUUUAAAAGAACUUUUUUUCAAGUUUUAUUACUAGCUGUACCUGGUUUAGCUCUAUCAUCAUUUUUAGUCUGUAUAAUGUCUAGAUAUUUAUUUACCUAUGAAUGGAGUUGGACAAUAGGCAUGAUGUUUGGUUCUAUACUCAGUGCCACUGAUCCAGUAGCGGUUGUAGCCAUUCUCAGAGAAGUUGGUGCUUCUAAACAGUUAUCAAUGGUAAUAGAAGGAGAAUCUUUAUUAAAUGAUGGUGCUGCUAUAGUUUUCUUUAAUAUAUUUCUUACAUUAUGUACAUCAGAAGUAGGGCUUACAGGUUCUGACAUGGUGUUAACAUUUCUACGAGUAGCUGUUGGAGGUCCAGCAUUUGGUUUAGUCAUGGCUAAGAUAACAUUAUUUUGGUUAUCUAGAAUAUUUAAUGAUUGUUUAUCUGAAAUUACUAUUACUUUAGCUUCAACUUAUCUGACUUAUUAUAUAGGAGAACAGUUUUUAGGUGUAUCAGGGGUAUUAGCUGUAGUAGUAUUAGGUGUGGUUAUGAGUGGUAAAAAAACUAGUAUCAGUCCUGAAGUUGAGGCCUUCUUACACAGGUUUUGGGAAACAUUGGCGUAUCUAGCCAAUACACUGAUCUUUAUAUUAGUUGGUGUAGUCAUAUCAGAGAAAGCUAUCUUUAGAAUUCAUGGUAUAGAUUGGUUUUAUAUGUUUGCCUUAUAUUUUGGUCUUCAAGUUAUCAGAGGACUAGUGAUAGCCUUGUUCAGUCCAAUAUUACGUAGAAUUGGAUAUGGUAUGACAUGGCAAGAAGGUAUUAUAAUGACCUGGGGUGGUUUACGUGGUGCUGUUGGUCUGGCACUAGGUCUGUUAGUCUGGGAACAAGAACUACUCGAUUUAGAAAAUGUUAGGUUGAAGGUUUUAAUCCAUGUGUCUGGUAUAGUGUUUUUAACUUUACUUAUUAAUGCUACAACAGUUCCUCAUGUUCUUAAGAUAUUAGGCAUGAAUGAUGUUUCACCUGCGAAACGUAUGGCAAUGGCUAGUGCUUUAAGAUAUUUAGAGGAACUCAGACAAAAGACAUUUAAUAUGUUGAAAACGGAUAGAUUUUUAGCCGAUGCUGAUUGGGAUAUGGUAGAGAAAUCAUGUCAGAUCAUUGAUCCUUAUAGAAUUACUGAUGAAGAUAUUGUGUUAGAAGACUCUAUGGAUAUCAGACCUAAUGCUAUUUGUCCAGAUUGUGAUGCUUGUCUUCCAUCUCAACCGACUCGUAAAGAACUACGAGAGAUGACAAAUGAAGCUAUUCUUAGGUUUCUCAAAGCUGAAAAGUUAAGUUAUUGGAGACAGUUUGUACAGGGUAUGUUAUCUAGAGAGGCAGUGAGAAAAUUACAAGAAUGUACAGAAGUUGCUGCUGAUAAAAAAGGAAAGUUUAUUGAAGUUGAUGAAAUUAAGAAGUUAUGGGAAGUACCAGAAUAUUUGCUCAAAAUUAAAAGAUAUUUGAAGUCUGUUAUAAGAUUUGUACCUGUUAAAGUUUAUAAUUACAAGUACCUCAAAGCUUUAUACCACAUCACAAAUACCAAAGCCUUUCAUAUCUUUAUAUAUUGUAUAAUAGUCUUAGAUACCAUCAGCUCUUCUUUAUCUAUAGUAGCUUUAUAUGAUAUAGAUUGGCUGAACUAUCGUCAUAUUAUGGGAGCAUUUAAUGUGGUUUUUGUUAUAAUUUAUCUUAUGGAAGUGAUAAUAAAGUUGAUAUGUCAGCGACGUUUUUUCUUCACAGUAGUGUGGCAGAUAUUAGGUUUAUUAGUGGUCUUACACGGAAUAGUUGAUGCAGUAUUACAGUUUACUCUAGAACCAUAUAAUAUUGACAACAGUCCAAACACAGUUUAUAGAAAUGUUUUGGUAGUUAUGAUAUCAAUUAGAUCUAUCAGGCUGUUACGAUUGAUUGAGCCUCUAUUACCAACAAUUCUAUUAUUGGUUAAAACCAGAAUUAGUUUACAUCUAAGUAAUGGGUAUGAUUUAGGAAGAGGUUUUGUUUCUGGUGAAGAAGAAGUGAGAAAACUAAUAGAUCAUAUGGUAGAUAAUAGAGAUAUUGCUAAACAGCUCAAACAUCAUUGUGAUGCCUCCAAAUUAGAUGUUAUUCGAUGUUUAGGCCUGCUACAGAAAAACCACCCUGAUAUAGCAUUAUCAGUAAAAACAAGACAAGCCAUUAGAAGUGUAUUAAAUAAUUUAAGAGAUGGUAUUAAUGAACUACAUGAAGAUGGUGUACUGGUUGAAACAGAGAGAGAAAAAUUAAGAAAGAUGGUUGAGGUACAGAUGAAGAAAUUAUUAACAGCACCACCCAGUAUGCCUUUACCACCACCAGAAAAAUUACUCAAUAAUGUUACCUGGUUGCAAAAUGAUGAAAAACUUAUUGAUUAUUUUAAGAAUUGUGCUCAGUUAGUUAGUUAUGAUUAUGGUGAUGUGAUAUUAAAUGAAGGUGAUCCAUCACAAGGAAUUUAUAUUAUAGUUUCUGGUUUAGUUAGGUUGGAAACCACUAGAAGUCGUACUAGAUCAUCUACUAGUGCAACUACUCUUUUUGAAAAUAAACUGAUGGAUUUUCUUACAACUGGUAAUAUUAUUGGUGAAAUGGGAUUUUUAACUCACAGAUCUAGGAUGGCCAGUGUCAAAUGUGAAACAGCUGUUCAGUUACUGCAUAUAAGCUCUGAAGAUAUGGAAAAAGCUUUUGAAGAGUUUGUAGAAACUGAACCAUCUUUAGAAUAUAGAUUAUGGAGAGUUUGUGCUUCCAGAUUAGCUGUUAGUGUUUUAAUGGAACAACCAGAUUAUCAGGGAUGGACAAAAGAGAAGAUUAAAUUAAGAUUAGAGAAUUCCUAUCUUGUAUCAGGAGAUGAAAAUGACACAUUUACCAUUGAUUCUGGCAUGGCUGAUAUUUUAUUGAUACAUGGCUAUGCUCACAAUGCAUUUACAAGAGAACCAUUUGUUGGUCCAUGUUAUAUUCCACUAACAGUGUUAAAACUCAAUUUACAUACGGAUAAAAUAGCUAAACCAGUUAUUCUAAUAAUACCAAGUGAAAUGGGUCCCGGUAUACCAUCUGAAAGAAGACAAUCUUUCCAUGAUGUUAGUAGUGAACAUAAUCACUAUUUAGCUGCUAAGUUAUGUUUACGACAUGCCUCAGUACAUAGGCGUGAAUCAGCUGUUAGAGGCUUAAAUCCUUCCAAUAACAAAAAGGCAUUGUCCCAAAGACAUAGUGUAGCCCAGUUUUCUGGUGCUAGAAAACCAUCACAAGUUGAUAUUUUUGGAAGAAGACAAAGUAUAACAAGCAAUGCUUCCAAUAAAAACCAGAGUGUUCCACUAGGAAAGAGGAUGUCUACACCAGCUUGUAUAGAAACCCAUAAUCGUGAGCGACUUAUCUCUACUGGUUCAGAUAAUGCUUUCAAUUCUCCAGAACAUGGGAGAACAUCGUUCAGUGAUAUUCCAGGAAAUAGACUUCUCCCAACUGAUAUAGUACCAAGCCGCUUGGCAAGCAGACGUGGAUCUGAUGUUUCCCACAUAUUACCCACAAUACCUCAAGAGGAUUUCGAGGCUGAUUCUUCGUCUUUCAAACAUACUCCAGACUUAACUAAAGCUGAUCAUGAGUUGGAUAAAAAUACCUCUAAUCUGACAGAAAACGAGAGUCCUCAACAUCUUAAGCCUUAUCAUGGAAGAGGUUUACUCAAAUUUGACAGUAACUCUCAGAGCUCCCAGCUCUUGUUUCAGAGAUUGCGAACUUUAGAUAUGGAUCCUGCUAAUUCCGAUUCUGAUUCCAUGCGCGAAUAUGAUCAUCCCAAUAAUAACUCAAGUAGUGUUGAAGACAAUGAAAUGGCUGACACAAAUUCUAAUUAUAUCACAAAAAAUAAUCUAACACGGGCUAAAGGAAACUAUGACCCUAGUGAAGACUAUUAUAACUCAUGGAGGGUUGGUGGUAGAAAGUUGAGCCGUUUUUUCAGUGAUACAGACAGAGAUGAUGUGAUAUCCUGCUCCUCAACUGAUUCAACUGUUGAUAGUGAACCAGAUGAUACUGAAGAUGAAAUGCAUGAUGAGGUCCAUAUUAAUUUAGCAGCAGAAGAUGAUGAUGGUAAACCCCACACACAAUCCCGAACUUCCUGUUCUUCUAUCUUAGAUGAUGCUUCUAUGGUCAAGUAUGCCAAUGCUCUAAUGAACAACCUGAAUUCAGCUGAUUCUCACUCGAGCCACAGAACCAGAAAAACAGCAAUGGAGGCAGAAGCAGGUUCUUUUAUUUUACAGAACAUAGAACCAGACACGAAGAAUGAUGAGGCACCCUCAGCUAAUGACCAAGCUAUUGAAGAUAGCAACGAAGUUGUUGUAGGUGUUGAAAAUGAUCUUCCCCCUGAUCUUCCCACUUUAACUAGUGAAGCUUCUCGUGAUGUUGGAGAUGAUCAGAUUCAUUUUGUGAAUGAGACCAAAGAUGACAAUACUGAAGAAGAGAAAUCAGAUUCAAGAGAUGACGCUGAAGAUAAAGACAAAGAAGAAAUACAAGGCACUGUGGGUCCAAAAUGA